Molecule: messenger RNA, 686 nt
Organism: Nicotiana tabacum (common tobacco)
Lineage: Eukaryota; Viridiplantae; Streptophyta; Magnoliopsida; Solanales; Solanaceae
Source: RefSeq, a predicted model, not a curated record
UAACAUAACUCAGAGAAGAAGCCAUUUUAGGGUUCUUCCACAAAAUAGGUUGGGUGCUCCAAUUUCUCUCACUCUCGCCUUAUCUAUUGUCCGAAAACUUGAUAUGUCAGAAGGCAGUUGUUCAUCGAAGAGGAAGUGUCUUUGUGGAGAAAUUGCUAACAAUUUUACUUCGACGACUCCUUUAAAUCCUGGGAGGAGAUUCUAUAAGUGCCCUAAACCGGAAGGUAGUUCAUGUGGUUAUUGGGAAUGGGUAGAGGAUCCUGUCCCGGACAGAGCGCUCGUUGUAAUCAACAAUUUGAAGUGUGAGUUGGAUGUGGCUAAUCUUAAAAUCAAUAAUUUGAAGUCGUUGUUGGAUGAUGGCAAGACUGAAAAGGACAAAUUGAAGGAAAAAGUAGUUGCGAUGAAGGCAAGAAAUAAUCUUCUAGUAACGAAACAAUUGGAGUUGGAAGAUAGAAUUCUCAAGAUGAAGAUCUUCAUUAUGAUUUCAUGUGCGCUAUUUGUAGGAUUUAUUGCUGCUAUUAUCAAAAGUUGAAGCUGAAUUGGGAAUGGACAGUGAAAGUUCUUUUCUUGUAGAUGUGUUGUUUCUCAUGAAUAUUUGCAGCUAAAUAUCGGAUGAUGUAUUUUAAGCUCUAAUUUUUUGUAUCUUACUUUUUGUAACUUGUUUAAGCUAUAUAUCGAAUGAUGUA